Molecule: messenger RNA, 1821 nt
Organism: Xenopus tropicalis (tropical clawed frog)
Lineage: Eukaryota; Metazoa; Chordata; Amphibia; Anura; Pipidae
Exons: 11
Coding region: 225-1451 (408 amino acids)
Cellular component (GO): membrane
Source: RefSeq, a predicted model, not a curated record
AGUUUUAUUUCUAGCUAUGUUAAUACCAUCAGUCUAAACAAAUUGUCAGACAUUAUAAUAUCACCAUCAUUCAGCCAGUAUAACAUCACCAUGACGACCAUUGUGACAUCACCAUCACACAGCCAGUAUGAGCAUUAUGACAUCACUAACCAAAGUUUACUUAGAGUGUGCUGUUUCCUGCUGUGUCUCAUUCGCUUGUUGUUUGGCUACGAGCAACAAGCGAGAUGCAUUUCCAGCAUUUUUUCAUACAUUUUUUUAUUCUUUUAUUUUUAUUUUUUAUAUUCACUAAUUCAGCUACUGUUCCUACAUUAUUAUGUCUGAAAUGUGACAAGGAUUUCGAAAAAAUCAAGGAUGAAUUCAUACACUUAUUUGACAUGAAAGAUGUACUUGGAUCUUCCAAACUGGAUUUUAUUAAGCCAGCUAUAAAGAAAAUAUUUACUGCUACGUUUGAGGUAGUUAUUGCCAAGAUGGAAGAGAGGAGACUGGAUAAAAUCGGGAUAAGUGAAUUGGCCAAGGAGUUCAGGAAAACAAUGAAAUCUAUAAAAGAUACUAAAGCUAAAGGAACCGAAUUUAUCAAGGCCAUAGAAUCCAACAUCCAAGAGCUUAAACGGAAAGCCGAGAUUAUUGCUCAAACGUUUGAGCAAGAACGUUCAUGCCCCAAUCUGAAAGGUGGCUUCAAAUGUGGAGUUCUUGAGCAGAAAAUUAUUCAGUGCGGCACAUGCAAAGAGCAGACUCUGGUGUGUGUCGGGGGCUCCAAUGAGAAGAAAUGUGACGAAACUGUGUCCAACUGCCUGAUGUGUGUGUGUCGGGCAGGAGUUUGUCACCACAGAACAACUAAGCAACCGUGCCAACCUUGCACAGGCUACCAGAAGUGCCUCAAUGAGGUGUUACAUUGUAAAGAUCAGGAUCUCCGAGUUGCUGAAGGCGAAGACCUAAAGUUUGACUGCAACCUAAAGUUUCUCAACCUUGUUGAUGAAAAGUUUGAAUUUGUUUUAGAAAAGAGAGAAGAAUCGGGCGUCUCAUCCACGCAGACCGCCAACAAACCGAACUUCCUUAUAGCAAAAGCCGGCAAGGAAGUUUCAGGCCGUUACAGCUGUACGGCAAAGGCCAAGGAUGUAAUGUUUCCAAUAAGCAGAGUGGAUUUUACAGUAAAAGUUGUGAGCCCACCAGAACCUGAAUUUCUGGGCUCAUCAGUUCCAUCUCCUGCUGAAAAAUUUAAAUUUAAAGAUAUUCGGUUGGCCAAGAUAAUGGUUAUAACUGGCACUGUAACCUGCUUGGCCAUUACUGCAUCGAUAAUGACCUGCAUAUGUUUAUUAAUAAGAGAAAGCCACAAAGAAGAAGAGGCUCGUGCCCAGAAGAAACAAACGGUACUGGAAGAAGUAAAGAUCUCCAUUGAUAGUGAGAAGAGCAAGCCGGGCACUAGAGAAAAGGCAACACAAACAGAUGUCUGAGGGCAACAGCUAUUCCAUUUGUCUAUGGCUGUACCCCAACGUCAUUCUGUUACGUGUAUCGGCGCAGGUUAAAUGCCACAGAAACCUAAAGUGAUCUUAUUCUGCCCUGAAUACUUACACAGCGCUCUCUCUUUAUACCCCCUUAUUCUAACACUCAGUUGGUGAGGAAGGGCGAUCGAGGGAUGGUGGGCGGGUUGGGGGUAUAAAGAGGGAGCAGACGCUGCUGUUGUGUAUUCAGAGCUGACAGAUCAGAAGAUCUAUAGAUUGAAAGAAGAUUAUAAAAUGAGCCUGUCCCACCGCUCAUGGACAAGGAGCCAAUGGGGCAGAACCGUUGUGGACAUCGCAGAGGAGUCACAAAAAUCUUUGUUUU